CCUGCAAAGCAAAACGGGCAACCGAGAGCUGCCCCCUUCAAGUGGCAAUUCUGGCAUUUGACCACUGGGGGUCUGCAGGGCUCUGGGAAAACCGGCUGGGCAGUUGGAGUGAUUGAUAACCAGCCUGUCUAUGUGAUCUCUCUCCCCCACCCUCCCCUUUGCCCAGCUGGAGCUAAAAUAAUAAAAUGCUGAUCUCACACACUUUGCUGGCGGUAUUCCUUGCCUCAGCACUGCGCUGCUGCUACUUUCGCCCAGCCUGGAAAGGCAGCGUCCUGGACUGCCAGGGGAAGGUAAGCUGGAAGCCCUGCUCCUGGGCGGUAGAUUUCUCCAUGGGGCACAAGGCUGAUCUAACCACAAAGGCUAAGUCUCUGCUCAGUUGUUGAGGAGGGGUUCCCUCUGACGCCGCUGAACCAUGACGUCCUACCGGAUGGAGCUGGAGAAGUACCGGGACAUCGACGAGGAGAAGCUCCUGAGAGAACUUUCCCCCGAGGAGCUGGACCAGCUCGACCUAGAGCUGCAGGAGAUGGAUCCCGAGAACAUGAUGCUCCCAGCUGGGCUGCGCCAGCGAGACCAGACCAAGAAGAGCCCGACGGGGCCGCUGGACCGGGACGCCCUCAUGCAGCACCUGGAGAAGCAGGCGCUGGAGGUGAAGGAGCGUGAGGACCUGGUGCCAUUCACCGGCGAGAAGAGAGGGAAACCUUUUAUCCCAAAGAACCCCAAGCGGGAGAUCCCCAAGGAGGAGCAGAUCACUCUGGAACCCGAGCUGGAGGAAGCCCUGGCCAACGCCACCGAAGCAGAGAUGUGCGACAUUGCAGCCAUUCUGGGGAUGUACACCCUGAUGAGCAACAAGCAGUACUACGAAGCCCUCUGCAGCGGCAACAUCACCAGCACCGAAGGCAUCAACAGCGUGGUAAAGCCGGAUAGGUACAAACCCGUCCCAGACGAGCCGCCGAACCCCACCAACGUGGAGGAGACCCUGAAAAAAAUCCAGAGCAAUGACAAGGACCUGGAGGAGGUCAACCUGAACAAUAUCAAGGACAUUCCCAUCCCAAAGCUGAAGGAAAUCUGCGAAGCCAUGAAAACCAACACCCACGUGAAGAAACUGAGCUUGGUGGCGACUCGGAGCAACGACCCCGUGGCCAAGGCCGUGGCGGAGAUGCUGAAGGAGAACAAGACUCUUCAGAGCCUCAACAUCGAGUCCAAUUUCAUCACCAGUGCCGGGAUGAUGGCCAUCAUCAAGGGCAUGCAGCAAAACACCUCGCUGGCCGAGCUCAAGGUGGACAACCAGUCUCAGCGGCUGGGGGACUCUGUGGAGAUGGAGAUGGCCGCCAUGCUGGAGAAGUGCCCCUCCAUCAUCCGCUUCGGGUACCACUUCACGCAGCAGGGACCAAGGGCCAGAGCCUCCAUUGCCAUCAGCAAGAACAACGAACUCCGUCGCAAGCAGAGGAGGACAUAAUGCCAGGUGCCGCCGCAAGCCAGCCUGUGUCGUUACCUUUCUCCGUGCCUCGAAGCCAUGGUGCCCCACGGCCAGGGCUCUGCCUCCAGCACAAAGCAAAGUGGAGCUUUUUGUUCUUUUUGUAGGUUUCCUGGAGCUGGCGCUCAGCUGUCGGCCCCCCACCCCUCUCCCGCCCCAUCUAGCACUCGGAGUCCCCAGCUCAGGUUACUUGUUCCUAGGAAGAUAACUGAAGCGAGUAUUUUGGUUCUCACUGUAAAUAAAGACCUCACCAUGUGGA
Molecule: messenger RNA, 1733 nt
Organism: Gopherus flavomarginatus (Mexican gopher tortoise)
Lineage: Eukaryota; Metazoa; Chordata; Testudines; Testudinidae
Gene: TMOD4
Product: tropomodulin 4
Exons: 10
Coding region: 413-1456 (347 amino acids)
Biological process (GO): muscle contraction; myofibril assembly; pointed-end actin filament capping
Cellular component (GO): myofibril; striated muscle thin filament
Molecular function (GO): tropomyosin binding
Source: RefSeq, a predicted model, not a curated record